Messenger RNA from Didymosphaeria variabile, 363 nucleotides. RefSeq lists its product as uncharacterized. Gene Ontology annotation, biological process: telomere capping. Gene Ontology annotation, cellular component: CST complex. Gene Ontology annotation, molecular function: single-stranded telomeric DNA binding. The record is from RefSeq and is a predicted model, not a curated record. The transcript has 2 exons. Lineage: Eukaryota; Fungi; Ascomycota; Dothideomycetes; Pleosporales; Didymosphaeriaceae. The coding region runs from base 1 to 363 and encodes 120 amino acids.
AUGAACGGUCCAGUUGCUUCGAACCUGGUGUUGCUGGGAGAACUGGACAAGUGCGCACUGGGGACGAAGGUGCGCUUCCUGGGGUGUGUUGAUGAAUAUGUUCUCAAAAGCGCGACCCUGCGGUUGAAGCACAACUAUCCGCCUUCCAAUUCACCAAAGAUCGCAAACGUAAACAUUGAACAUGUGCUCGAGUCAAUCAAGCGACAUGAAGUUGACAUUGGAUCUUGGAUCAACGUGAUAGGCUACAUCGAACGCCGCAAAGAGAAGGGCAUCCACGUUCAGGCGAUCGCAGUCUGGGAUGCAGGCAACGUCAACGUGGACGCAUACCAGAGGGCAGUUGAGAAGAGGAAAGAUACUGGUUGA